GCCGGAAGUGAGCUGCUGGAGGCGCCGCCGGGAGCUGCCACGUCCGAGGCCCGGGUCCGCCGCAGCCGCCGCAGCCAUGGUGUCUGUCAUCAACACCGUGGACACCUCGCACGAGGACAUGAUUCACGACGCGCAGAUGGACUACUACGGCACCCGCCUGGCAACCUGCUCCUCCGACAGGUCCGUCAAGAUCUUCGACGUGCGCAACGGAGGGCAGAUCCUCGUCGCUGACCUCAGAGGGCAUGAGGGUCCUGUGUGGCAGGUGGCCUGGGCCCACCCCAUGUAUGGCAACAUCCUGGCAUCCUGCUCCUAUGACCGCAAAGUCAUCAUCUGGAAGGAGGAGGGCGGCACCUGGGAGAAGACCCACGAGCACUCGGGCCACGACUCCUCAGUGAACUCGGUGUGCUGGGCCCCGCAUGACUACGGCCUCAUCCUGGCUUGCGGGAGCUCGGACGGGGCCAUCUCGCUGCUGACCUACACCGGGGAAGGCCAGUGGGAGGUGAAGAAGAUCAACAACGCCCACACCAUCGGCUGCAACGCGGUCAGCUGGGCGCCCGCCGUCGCCCCAGGAAGCCUCAUCGACCAGCCUUCAGGGCAGAGACCCACCUGCCCCAAGAAGUUCGCAUCUGGAGGCUGUGACAACCUCAUCAAGCUGUGGAGGGAGGAGGAGGACGGCCAGUGGAAGGAGGAGCAGAAGCUGGAGGCACACAGCGACUGGGUCCGCGACGUGGCCUGGGCCCCCUCCAUCGGCCUGCCCACCAGCACCAUCGCCAGCUGCUCCCAGGAUGGCCGUGUGUUCAUCUGGACUUGUGACGAUGCCUCUGGCAACACCUGGUCCCCCCGACUGCUGCACAAGUUCAACGACGUCGUGUGGCACGUGAGCUGGUCCAUCACCGCCAACAUCCUGGCCGUCUCUGGGGGAGACAAUAAGGUGACCCUGUGGAAAGAGUCCGUCGACGGGCAGUGGGUGUGCAUCAGCGACGUCAACAAGGGCCAGGGGUCCGUGACCGCGUCCGCCACAGAGGGCCAGCAGAACGAGCAGUGACAGGACCUGCAGCUCCACGCCGGCCCCCCGGGUCAGCUGCCGGAACACUGGCAGGAGAGCGUCCUCCCCGAGUCAGGUGCUGUGAUCUGAUCGGGCCGUGGCCUGCCCUGUGAGAGCACUCUAUGAGGAAGAAACUGCAAAUGGCCUUCAGAGCUAUUCUUCUACAUCCUUUAGGCCAUUUUAACGCACCUUUGGGUUCAGGCAUUAUUGGGGGUUUUUUGUUUCCAGUGGAACUAAAUAAAAUUGUAUUGCUAAUA
This is a messenger RNA of Lepus europaeus (European hare), 1302 nucleotides long. RefSeq names its product SEC13 homolog, nuclear pore and COPII coat complex component (gene SEC13). Gene Ontology annotation, biological process: protein import into nucleus; COPII-coated vesicle budding; positive regulation of TOR signaling. The record is from RefSeq and is a predicted model, not a curated record. NCBI's taxonomy places the organism in Eukaryota, Metazoa, Chordata, Mammalia, Lagomorpha, Leporidae. The transcript is spliced from 9 exons. Gene Ontology annotation, molecular function: protein binding; structural molecule activity. Gene Ontology annotation, cellular component: COPII vesicle coat; nuclear pore outer ring. Bases 77 to 1045 code for a protein of 322 amino acids.